Molecule: messenger RNA, 1747 nt
Organism: Ziziphus jujuba (common jujube)
Lineage: Eukaryota; Viridiplantae; Streptophyta; Magnoliopsida; Rosales; Rhamnaceae
Product: IAA-amino acid hydrolase ILR1
Exons: 5
Coding region: 282-1553 (423 amino acids)
Biological process (GO): auxin metabolic process
Cellular component (GO): endoplasmic reticulum
Molecular function (GO): IAA-Ala conjugate hydrolase activity
Source: RefSeq, a predicted model, not a curated record
ACGUUAUUCUUUUUUCCCAUGACAUAUGUGGCCACACGGAAAUGGUCAACCCGUUAAUAUACCUGACCAUUCGGCUAAUGCCACGUUGCCCAUGAAAUAGUUCGAGAUUCAAGCCAAAAAAAAAAAAAAAAAAAAAAGAACGGAGUAGAAUAGAAAAAGAUGCAGUCUUGCUUUGCAGAGUACUCUCCCCUUGUCUGUCUGGUCUCAAUGUCCGAGCGAUUCUCGGUAGCAGUCCUUGAAAAUUAAAACAUUUGGAUUCGGGGUUUCUUAGUUCAACCCCAAUGGCUUUCAUCAUCUUCUUCUGCGUGUUGAUACUGACUUUCUUGGACCAACCGGUGACUUCGGGAUCGGAACUGGAAUUGCUGACCCGUGAAUUGCUGGUAACGGCGAGGAAGCCGGAGUUCUUUGAAUGGAUGAGAGGAGUCAGGAGGAAAAUCCAUGAGUACCCAGAAUUGGGGUUCGAAGAACACAAGACGAGCGAAAUCAUCAGGUCGGAGCUGGACUCGCUCGGAGUUAGGUACACCUGGCCCGUAGCCAAGACAGGAGUGGUUGCUUCAAUCGGGUCUGGAUCCAAACCCGUUUUCGCUCUCAGGGCUGACAUGGACGCCCUACCUUUGCAGGAAUUAGUAGAGUGGGAAUUCAAGAGCAAGAUAGACGGCAAGAUGCAUGCAUGUGGUCAUGAUUCUCAUGUAGCAAUGUUACUUGGAGCAGCCAAGUUACUCCAGAAAAACAAGAAUAAACUGAAGGGAACUGUGAAGCUAGUUUUCCAACCGGGAGAAGAGGGUUAUUCUGGUGCGUAUCAUAUGUUACAACAUGGUGCUCUUGAUGACAUCGAUGCCAUCUUCUUUCUACAUGUUUUGCCUUCGGUACCCACUGGUGCCAUUGCUUCGAGGCCCGGAACAAUACUUGCCGGUGCCGGGCUCUUUUCGGUUACAAUUACAGGAAAGGGUGGACAUGCGGCAGUCCCUCAUAAUAGCAGAGACCCAAUUCUUGCAGCGGCCUUCGCAAUCCUUGCUCUCCAACAGAUAGUAUCUCGUGAGACCAAUCCUCUUGAGGCCAGAGUUGUAACAGUUGGUUUCAUAGAGGGAGGUCAAGCCGCAAAUGUAAUCCCAGAGUCUGUGAAAUUUGGUGGAACCUUUAGGAGCUUAACCUCUGAAGGUUUGUCUUACCUCAAGGAAAGAAUCAAAGAGGUUAUAGAGCUUCAAGCAGCUGUGCAUAGAUGUAAUGCGGUGGUGGACUUCAAAGAGGAAGUACCACUGCCUUAUCCUGUAGUUGUUAACAAUGAAGCAAUGUAUGAACAUGGAAAGAAAGUUGGAGAACCCAAUGUGCAGUUUGUUCCGGUAACAAUGGGAUCAGAGGAUUUCGGCUUUUUCUCACAAAAGAUUGCUGCUACAAUUUUUGUGUUGGGGGUAAAGAACGAGAGUGUAAAAUCAGAUCAACCACUGCACUCUCCUUACUUCUUCAUCGAUGAAGAAGCUCUUCCAAUCGGAGCGGCUCUUGAUGCUGCUGUGGCAAUCUCAUAUUUGGAAAACCAAGUUGUUGAGACCCAUUGAAAUGUAACUCGGCUUAGGCUUACAGUUAUCACCUCUGCUUAACAUCAGAGUAAAUAGUUGUGAAUGAAGGACUAGAAUUAUACGAAGGAGUCAUUUAUUAUAAUAAUUAUCCCAUAGGACUAGUAAUUUGCUUUUUUGUUUUAUAUUUGUAUUUGGAAUGUUUUCUAUUAUCGAGAUUAGCUAUUGCAUUGGAA